Gasterosteus aculeatus aculeatus (three-spined stickleback) is the source of this 1509-nucleotide messenger RNA. It is a transcript of the gene c17h1orf50, whose product is annotated as chromosome 17 C1orf50 homolog. The record is from RefSeq and is a predicted model, not a curated record. Lineage: Eukaryota; Metazoa; Chordata; Actinopteri; Perciformes; Gasterosteidae.
UUAGGACCCCGUCGAACCUCAGGUAGAUAUUCACUAUUCAGCCUGUUAGGAAACCAGCAGUCGGAGCUUUAAAUAUCCUCUGUGACAGGCGUUUGUCGUGAAAAGGUAAAGAAGAAGAUGGAAAGGACGGUCAGCCUCCCGAAUCAGCCCGACAGAACCACCACGGUGACGCUGGUUGAGAGCAGCAGCGCCCCCAGCGGGGUGGAACUGGUCAGCUCCUACCAGACCACCAGGGUGGGAGACCCCAUGGACCUGGUGGCCUUGGCCACGCAAGUACAGCGGGGGGACGAUUUCACUAAAGCCAACGCUUGCAACAAACUGACGGUCAUCGCCGACCAGAUCAGGUACCUGCAGGAACAGGCGAGGAAGGUUUUGGAGGACGCUAAAAGAGAUGCCGACCUCCACCACGCUGCCUGCAACAUAGUCAAAAAACCCGGCAACAUGUACUACCUCUACCAGCGGCCCUCUGGACAGCAGUACUUCUCCAUCAUCUCCCCGAAGGAAUGGGGUCCCAGCUGCCCGCACGCCUUCACCGGCGCGUUCAAGCUUCAGCACGACAUGUCCUGGACCCCCGCGGAGCAGGUGGAGAAGAGGGACGCCGAGAUUGCCAUCAUGGACAAACUUCUCAGCCAGCAGACCACCCUGCCGCCGCACACAGGACCCAACUUCAGAGGCAUCUCUGAGUAGGGGGGGGGGUCACCAGUUAAUGGACGUGAGUCCGCACAUGCAGCCAAAGCGUCUCGCACUGACUCAAGGAGAAGCGGGUAAACUCGAUCCCGACGGUGACGGACAUCCAAACAAUCGUUUGUCGUGGUGUCUCAAAUCUUUUAAAUAUGUAAAUGAGCGUUAUCGAAUACAAAUGCAGGGAAAUAAUUUGUUUAAAGCUUUUGAUUUGGUUGAUGAAGGUUUUAGCUGAGGGGAUUUGGGAUAUUUCUUCUGCAUUUACUCCAUGAAUCAGAUAUGAACAGCUGUUCAAAAAAAAUGGUCGACAUUUUUUGUAAUAACUGAUAACGUACAAGUGAGGCUGUCAAUGAAACGUGAACAGACGUGAUGAGGAGGAACGACACUACAGUUUGGUGGAUAUAAGAGACAGUGGAUUUAUGAACGUGACUAAACAUGAACCAAUACCAUCAAAUAUUCAAACCAAUUACGACCAAGGAUCUUCGUCUUUAGUCUUUAGAAAUGUGUGCCUUAUUUAUGGGUAACUUUAGGGACAUUUAUGGGUCUACAGAUGGAAAUGAACACCGUAUUAAUAGAAAGACACAGUGUGGCACACUGGUUAGCCUGCACGUGGACACAGUCCAUUUGAAUUUAUCAAACUGGUUCCAUCUACAUUUAGUAGAGGACAAGAUUUAGAGUCUGCAGUUUUAUGUUGACAAAUAACAUUUUCUGCUAUGCAAUGAUUUUUUUAAAGGAAUUGUUCAUUGUUUACAUCUUUUCUCUGCUUCUCUUUUCAACAUGUUACAGCUUCCAACAGCAUAAAAAAAUAAAAAGCAACCAUAUAAAAAC